AUGGUUUGUGAUGAAAUGAUGGGCGUCAUGGCAACCAUAAAGACUUGCAAUCUCGACUGUGAUGGUGACCUCAUAUACAAAGGCCAGUGCUGUCCGGAUUGUGUACCGGCGAUUACGCCCGGGUGCGAGGUUACCUACUCUAACAAGACAGUGGAUGUAGGGGAUUCGUGCCGCACCGUCGACCCUAUUGCACUCGGCGAAUGCGCGGGCCUGUGCUCGAGCUCGGUAGACUCGAUGUUGGAUAAUUCUUGUACUUGCUGUCAAGUCAGCCAAACAACUUCAAUCCAGGCACUUAUCGAGUGUCGAGAUUCCGCGGACGCGCAAUUAUAUCAUGUCAGUGGCACUCGUACUAUCGAAUCCAUCUCUCAGUGCGAAUGCCAACGCUGCAUCCCUUAA
Molecule: messenger RNA, 396 nt
Organism: Lytechinus pictus (painted urchin)
Lineage: Eukaryota; Metazoa; Echinodermata; Echinoidea; Temnopleuroida; Toxopneustidae
Exons: 3
Coding region: 1-396 (131 amino acids)
Source: RefSeq, a predicted model, not a curated record